Molecule: messenger RNA, 1542 nt
Organism: Schistosoma rodhaini
Lineage: Eukaryota; Metazoa; Platyhelminthes; Trematoda; Strigeidida; Schistosomatidae
Source: the annotation of a GenBank genome assembly
UGUGUCUUUUUGCGCACAAAUCAUAAACCGUCUUUCGUUAUCGCAUCGUUAGCCUGCUCUUUAUACCAUAUUGAUGUCUAAAUUUUGUUGCUGCGCAAAACAUCCUUAUAUUAAUAAUGUAAAAGUUGUUCUGUUGAACAAUAAGGAGGUUUAUUAUAAAUUCACCAACGAUACUCUUGUUGAAGAUAUCUUCCAUGACGUAUGUUCUUCUAUGAAUCUGCAAGAGCGUGAUAUAUUUGGCCUUGCAAUGCUUCGUAAUAAUGAGGGCUGGCUAUUUAUAGAACCUAGCGAGUUUAUGCACAGGAUCAUAACCAACUAUUUCGUGCCAACUGAUCAAAAGUGUUCCACCGAUAUUUUCUUCUUACCAAUAAAUAAAUCACUAAAUCAUUGUUCAUUACAACCAUCAUAUCCAACUGUAUAUUUUCGUGUCCGAUUUUAUAUUCCGAUACAUUGUAUAAAUGAACGUACAACACAACAUAUUUAUUAUUUACAAUUACGAAAAAAUCAUGUUCUUUAUGAAUUAUUUUGUGAUCCAAAUGUGUAUUUACAAUUAGCAGCGUUUGCAUUACAGGCUGAAUUGGGUGAUGCACCAAAAUGUUUUAAUCCAGAAACUGAAAUAUCCUAUUUUCUACCAGAACUUUAUUAUCCUAAAAAAUUUAUUAAAUCGUGGGAUAGUGUUGAACUAGCCUAUUAUACUUAUAUACAUCAUUCAGCGCUUCGUAAUAAUGUUGCCUAUAUGGCUGAAUUUCAUUUUAUUCAUCUGGCAACAAAGUUGAACUCUGAUUUCAAUUUACAUUUAUAUCCACUUCAAAAACCCGCUCACAAAUGCCGUUUCUCUGUAUGGAUUGGUAUCAGUCCACAAGGAUUUACAUUAUAUCAGGUGAUGAAAAUAAAGUAAUUACCUAGUGCAUUCGAUUCUUUUAUGUUAAAACCUUUUAAAAUUAUUAUAUUAUCAAUUAUCUAUGGUGAUAAUUACAAUAAACCAUUUUCCAUCUGAACAUUUCUAUAAGGAUUAUUUAUUUUAAAGUCAGAAAUUCAAUAUCAAUCUUUGGAACCCUGACUUUUAGUUGUAAUGCAUUAUAUGGCUGUGAGUUAUAAACUCAUAAUUUAUCCACUUCUUAUCCAAUAAGCAUACACUAAAAUAAUAAAGAAAAAGCUCACAAUCAGGUUUUUUCCAGAUUGGAUUUACAUCUAUCAGUAAAUGAAAGUAUGGAAUACUGUGAUGCUUAGAACAUUUUUUAACAUCCAUUAUGUUACUCAGAUAUUUAUUGGAAAUAUCGAAAAAUCAUUGACAACUGUCAUUCAAAUUGCUUACAUCUGUAUCUGUUUAUGUGUAUAUAAAACAAUCUAUAGUUUUAUAAAUUAAGGACAUCACAGUUUGACGCUCAUCUCUCGAGUAUAAUGUAUGGAACAUUAUGAUCACAUAAUUUCACGUUCAUCAUUAUUUAAUGAACCAUCAUCUUUUUUGAAAAAAAUUAAAAAAAUUUGAAUUAUGUGCGGCACUGUUAUUCUCUAUCAUAAUGCACAGUAAAAUUACCUAUU